Messenger RNA from Cyprinodon variegatus (sheepshead minnow), 760 nucleotides. RefSeq names its product 40S ribosomal protein S27-like. Bases 99 to 353 code for a protein of 84 amino acids. The transcript has 4 exons. Gene Ontology annotation, molecular function: RNA binding; structural constituent of ribosome. Gene Ontology annotation, biological process: ribosomal small subunit assembly; translation. Gene Ontology annotation, cellular component: ribosome; cytosolic small ribosomal subunit. The record is from RefSeq and is a predicted model, not a curated record. Lineage: Eukaryota; Metazoa; Chordata; Actinopteri; Cyprinodontiformes; Cyprinodontidae.
CAGAGUUGUAAACAGAUCAGGUGAAUCCAGGAGCAGACUAGUGCACCAUAUUCUACUCGUUUCUAUCAGACAGAAAACCCCAGCUGAUCAACAAAACCAUGUCUCUGGCCAAAGAUUUGAUGCACCCUAGUCUUUUAGAGGAGAGGAGGAAACACAAGAAGAAGAGGCUGGUGCAGAGGCCUGACUCAUACUUCAUGGAUGUCAAAUGCCUUGGCUGCUACAGGAUCUCCACAAUCUUCAGCCAUGCCCAAACAGUGGUGACCUGCCCAGGCUGCUCGGUUAUCCUCUGCAUGCCACGAGGGGGGAAAUGCAGACUGACAGCAGGCUGUGCCUUCAGGAAGAAAAGUCCCUGAGCUGUGAUUUGCCAUGAUAUCCACUAGGAGGCAGCAAAAUGGACCAUAAAAUGACUGGAUCUUAGCCACACUCCCAAUGUGGCUUGGAGGUGUCAUGCCUGAACUAUCUGCAUCUUGAAUUUGGGGAUGUUUUUAAUCCUACUGUGGGUUUUAAUGAAAACACAAAUGGAGGAACAUGCUUGUACGCUAAAUUCAAAGUAAAAUGUAAGAGGAUAAUUGUCUAUCCCCAGAAUAGAAUACCUCAAAAUGCAGGAGUCGAAUGAAUCCGAAAUUCUGUAAAACAUUUUAUUUUGAAGGUUGAACAUGGAGGGGGUGGUAAAUGAAAUUAAAAGAAAAGUAAAAUGACCUCGAUCAUAAAUUUUACCCCACCCCCCCCUCCAAGGCCUUAACAUGAGCCGAGACCGUCA